AUGGCGGCGUCUUCUUCCUCCUCCUCGGCCGGAGGCGUUAGCGGAAGCUCGGUGACGGGUUCGGGAUUCAGCGCCUCCGAACUUAUCCCUCCCAGGAAGGUCCUGUACACUUAUCCCAAAGGAGCUGGCGAAAUGAUGGAAGACGGCUCAGACAGGUUUUUAUGUGAGUCGGUAUUCAGCUACCAAGUGGCAUCGGCACUAAAGCAGGUCAAACACGAUCAACAAGUUUCCCGCAUGGAGAAGCUGGCAAGUCUGGUCGAGGAGCUGGAAGCGGACGAGUGGCGGUACAAGCCAAUCGAACAGCUCCUGGGGUUCACGUCGUCGUAAACAAAAGCGCAUACCGACACGCCUUUUGGGGUUUUGGACAUCAAGGAUAUAUAUUCUUUUGUAUUUUAUCUAAUAAAAAGUGAUGGCAAAAGUA
Hippocampus zosterae (dwarf seahorse) is the source of this 421-nucleotide messenger RNA. It is a transcript of the gene anapc16, whose product is annotated as anaphase promoting complex subunit 16. Gene Ontology annotation, biological process: protein ubiquitination. The record is from RefSeq and is a predicted model, not a curated record. Gene Ontology annotation, cellular component: kinetochore; anaphase-promoting complex; cytosol. The transcript is spliced from 3 exons. NCBI's taxonomy places the organism in Eukaryota, Metazoa, Chordata, Actinopteri, Syngnathiformes, Syngnathidae. Bases 1 to 327 code for a protein of 108 amino acids.